Syngnathus typhle (broad-nosed pipefish) is the source of this 1014-nucleotide messenger RNA. RefSeq names its product C3a anaphylatoxin chemotactic receptor-like. The transcript is spliced from 2 exons. The record is from RefSeq and is a predicted model, not a curated record. Gene Ontology annotation, molecular function: G protein-coupled receptor activity; complement receptor activity. NCBI's taxonomy places the organism in Eukaryota, Metazoa, Chordata, Actinopteri, Syngnathiformes, Syngnathidae. Bases 1 to 1014 code for a protein of 337 amino acids. Gene Ontology annotation, cellular component: plasma membrane. Gene Ontology annotation, biological process: inflammatory response; phospholipase C-activating G protein-coupled receptor signaling pathway; positive regulation of cytosolic calcium ion concentration.
AUGGUUCGUUGUGUGAAUGAAACAUCCGCUCUCUUCCUCAAUGCCUCGCCUCGUGUCGCGGCACUCCAGAUGAGCGACGAUAGUGACAUGGACGUGCUCGCUUUAAUCUUCGACGUGCUCACCGUCCUGCUUGGCCUUCCGGGCAACGCCAUCGUGAUCUUGGUGGUGGUAUUUCGGCUCAAGGCAAGCGUCCUCAACGUGUGGCUGGUCAACCUAGCCACGGCGGACCUAAUCUUCUGUGUCACCCGAAUCUUCUCUCUGGUCAGGGUUCUGUUCCUGGACCACUGGCCCUUUGGCUUGUUCAUGUGCAGGGUCAAAGCCUUCUCCAAGUACACCAACAUGUUUUGCUCCGUCUUCAUGCUGGCCGUCAUCAGCGUGGACCGAGCCGCCUGCGUGUGGCUGCCAUUGUUAACUCGGCGCCGCCGCACCGUGUGCGCCGCCCGGCUCGUGGCUUUGGGCACAUGGGUGGUGGUUGUUACCUUAAGCUGGCCCUUCUUCUAUUACCGAGGCAUCUUGGUUUGCGACAGAAACCUGAGCAGCUGCAUCUUGGAUGACAAGAACCACAGACAGGUCAAGACGGCACUUUAUGUCGUGCGCUUCCUGUGCGGCUUCCUGAUACCCUUCACGGUCAUCCUGGCUUGCUACAUCCUGGCCGGGGUGGGCAUUCGCCGCACCCGCUUGACGGCUACGACGCGCCCCCUAAGGCUGAUGGCCCUGCUGGUGUGCGCCUUCUUCAUAUGCUGGGCUCCUUACCAUGGUCUGCAUAUUCUCCGGUUGGUGGACAGCAGAAGCUUGUGGGACGUGCUGAUGCCCAUCGCCAAGGGCCUGGCUUUCUUCCACAGUUGCGUCAACCCGUUUCUUUACUUCUUUGUGGGGUACAAGAUGAAGGGCUGGCCCAAAAAAAGUCUGUCGCGAGUGUUCAAGAACGCUAUGGAUGACAACUUUGCCAAUGAGAUCGGGCAGUCCAACUACAGCAUCAGAAACAGAGUGGAAAUAAAACUGACUGUAAAAUAG